Punica granatum (pomegranate) is the source of this 2892-nucleotide messenger RNA. NCBI's taxonomy places the organism in Eukaryota, Viridiplantae, Streptophyta, Magnoliopsida, Myrtales, Lythraceae. The record is from RefSeq and is a predicted model, not a curated record.
AAUAAAAGAUUGUACGGUCGUCCACAAGACAAGCUUCUGCUUCUGCCUAUUAUGAAGCCGAUUCAUCAGCCGCCCUUUCUUCCCACUUUACAACCCAAAUUCCCUCUCAGUUUAAAUAUCCAGAAAACAGACAAGAUCGGAAACCCAUUCAUCCGUCCCUUUUCUUUUCUUUCCUUUCGUUCUUCCGGAGGUUGUUUGAUCCAAUGACCAUGAGAAACAGGAGACUCUGUUUCUGUUUCAACUCAUCUGUUUCGCUCUGUUUGGCCCUCUGCCUCGGCUCCGUUUGGUUGGACUUGGCCCCUCUGUCUCGGGUCUCAGCCCAGACGGACUUGGACCCUGUGCCUCGGGUCUCGGCCCAGACGCCCGCCUUCGCCUGCGAUGUCGAGUCGAACCCGACCUUGAUGGGUUUCCCAUUCUGCAAUGCCAGCCUCGGGGUUCAGGAUAGGGUCGCGGACUUGGUCAAGAGGCUCACCCUGCGGGAGAAGAUCGGUUUCAUGGGGAACGAUUCUGUACCCGUGAGCAGACUCGGGAUACCCAGGUACGUGUGGUGGAACGAGGCUCUACAUGGAAUCACCAAGACUGGCCCCGGUGGCCCCCAAGGUGCCGGAACCACCCGGUUCACCAGCAUAGUGCCGGCAGCAACCAGCUUCCCUCAGGUUAUCCUCACCGCAGCUUCGUUCAAUACCACACUGUUCAAAACCAUCGGAAAGGUGGUUUCAACCGAAGCGCGAGCAAUGCACAAUGUGGGGGUGGCCGGCCUCACGUUUUGGGCCCCAAACGUUAACAUAUUCCGGGACCCAAGAUGGGGAAGAGGGCAAGAGACUCCCGGGGAGGACCCGUUGCUCAGCAGCAAGUACGGGGCUGGUUACGUGAGAGGCCUGCAGCAGAGAGAUGACGGUGAUCCGGACAGGCUCAAGGUCGCUGCCUGCUGCAAGCAUUACACGGCAUACGACUUGGAAGACUGGAAGGGAGUUGACCGAUUCCACUUCAAUGCCAUUGUGACUCAACAAGACAUGGAGGAUACGUUCCAACCAUCUCUGAAGAGCUGCGUUGUUGAUGGGAAUGCCGCUGGACUUAUGUGUUCGUACAACCAAGUUAAUGGCAAGCCUGCCUGCGCAGACCCAGACCUUCUUGACAGAGUUGUUCGGGGCCAAUGGAAACUGAACGGCUACAUCGUUACCGACUGCGAUGCGGUGGACGUGUUAUUCAGCAACCAGCACUACACCAAGACAGCAGCAGAGGCUGCUGCUGCAUCCAUUCGGGCUGGGGUUGACGUGGACUGCGGACCAUUCCUAGGCCGGCACACUCAGGAUGCUGUGACCGCCGGCCUCCUGGACGAGGCUACCAUCGACAAGGCCGUCUCGAACAACUUCGCCACUCUGAUGCGGCUUGGCUUCUUCGACGGCCACCCGAGGAAGCAUCCGCUCUACGGCAAGCUUGGCCCCGCGGAUGUGUGCAAGCCCGAGAACCAGGAGUUUGCCAUUGAGGCUGCAAGGCAGAGCAUUGUGCUGCUCAAGAACGCCGAAGGCACCCUGCCUCUCGCCUUGUCGUCGAUCAAAUCCCUGGCGGUGAUCGGGCCUAACGCUAACGCCACCAAGAGCAUGCUCGGGAACUAUGCAGGCAUUCCGUGCAAGUACGUUACUCCCCUUCAGGGCCUGAAUGCGUAUGCCCCCACCACCUAUGCUCCGGGUUGUCUUAACAACGCGUCCUGCACCACGGUUCAGCUCGAUGACGCAAAGAAACUUGCGGCCUCAGCUGAUGCCACGGUGCUCGUAAUGGGCGUUGAAGGUAAAAAAAUCGAAGGUGAAGGUCGGGACAGGGUCGGCCUCCUUCUCCCGGGGAAGCAGGCCCUCCUGGUAUCAGAGGUCGCGAAUGCGUCCAAAGGACCAGUGAUCCUCGUGAUCAUGUCCGGAGGGGGAGUGGACAUUCAGUUCGCGAAGGAUAACGAUAAGAUCAAGGGCAUUUUGUGGGUGGGUUACCCUGGCGGAGCCGGAGGAGCUGCGAUGGCCGACAUAAUUUUCGGGGCCUACAAUCCUAGUGGAAGACUCCCAAUCACAUGGUACCCGCAAUCAUACGUGGAAAAGGUCCCCAUGACAAACAUGAACAUGAGGCCUGACCCGGCCACGGGCUACCCAGGGCGGACGUAUCGGUUCUACAGCGGCGAUACGGUCUAUUCAUUUGGUGAUGGACUGAGCUACUCGAAGUUCACUUACCACCUGGACAAGGCACCGAAGCUGGUGUCUGUCCCGUCAAAUCGCACUUGCAAAUCAUCGGACAAAGGCAAGUCCGUAUAUGCCGACAAACAGACAUGCCGAAACCUAGGAUUCGACAUCCACUUGCGUGUCAAGAACUUGGGCGAGAUGAGCGGGCACCACUCGGUGCUCUUGUUCAGCAGCCCGCCCUCGGUCCACGGGUCGCCUAGGAAACAGCUGCUGGGCUUCAAGAAGAUCUUUGUCAGGGCCCACGGCGAGACCCCGGUGAGGUUCAGGGUGGACGUGUGCAAGGACCUCAGCGUGGUCGAUGAAUUUGGGAUCCGGAUGAUCGCCCUAGGGAAGUACGUGCUUCGCGUAGGGGACUUGAAAUAUUCGUUGAGCGUGGGGGUUUGAUUUUGUAUAUCUCAUUUAUUGUUCAAAUUUUUUGGGCUUGACCUUUCCUCUACAGCCCCUAUUUGGAUUGGGGGUAAAGGGAGGGGAGGGGAGGGGAGGGGAGGGGAAGGGGAGGGGAAAAAUCCCCCCCGUUUGGUUUUGUAAUUUUAAUGGAGGGGAAAGAAAAUGAGGGAGAAUUAUUAACCUCGAUUCCCCUUCAAACCCCAAUUUUUUUUUCAACCCCGAUAUGCGGUUGAAUGGAGGUGAAAAGAAUAAUUAAAAGUUCAUCCAUUAAAAUUUUUCCAAA